This is a messenger RNA of Colletotrichum godetiae, 407 nucleotides long. Its product is annotated as chaperonin 10-like protein. The record is from RefSeq and is a predicted model, not a curated record. The coding region runs from base 108 to 356 and encodes 82 amino acids. The transcript is spliced from 2 exons. Gene Ontology annotation, molecular function: protein folding chaperone; protein-folding chaperone binding; ATP binding. NCBI's taxonomy places the organism in Eukaryota, Fungi, Ascomycota, Sordariomycetes, Glomerellales, Glomerellaceae. Gene Ontology annotation, cellular component: mitochondrial matrix.
AGUUCGUUCCCCGUAUCGACUUCACACUUCACCGAUCGUCAUCCGCCCAAUUCCUCCACACAGACGAAAGUUGCCGCUCUAGCUGUCAAUUCAUCUCAACAGUCACAAUGUCUGCCUCCUUCCGCUCCAUCCGCGCCCUCGCGCCCCUCCUCGACCGCGUCCUCGUCCAGCGCGUCAAGGCUGAGACCAAGACCGCCAGCGGCAUCUUCCUGCCCGAGUCCUCCGUCAAGGAGCUCAACGAGGCCAAGGUCCUCGCCGUCGGCCCCGGUGCCCUCGACAGAGACGGAAAGCGGUUACCCAUGGGCGUCGCCUCUGGUGACCGCGUCCUGAUCCCCCAGGUACGUUUCCAAUCCUGAUGGCAUAGCAACAUCAACCACAGCGGCGCCAAUCGUCAACCUCCCCCCCCC